Molecule: messenger RNA, 5663 nt
Organism: Linepithema humile (Argentine ant)
Lineage: Eukaryota; Metazoa; Arthropoda; Insecta; Hymenoptera; Formicidae
Gene: CycT
Product: Cyclin T
Biological process (GO): positive regulation of DNA-templated transcription, elongation; regulation of transcription by RNA polymerase II
Cellular component (GO): nucleus; cyclin/CDK positive transcription elongation factor complex
Molecular function (GO): cyclin-dependent protein serine/threonine kinase activator activity
Source: RefSeq, a predicted model, not a curated record
CGCCGUAAAGCGCGUUACUCGACGCUGGUUCGGGGAGACUUCGGGGUGGAGGAUUUGCGGGGUUGAACAUUCCUGAAGAAAGAGGGAAAGACGUGGUCAACGUGGGACAAUCUGACGAUCCACCACGUACUACGCAACGUGCAAUGCAACAAGGUAUCGUCCUGACGUUGUGGCUACGUCAACGUGCGGAUGGGAGAUACGGGACUCGAUGACGAUGCGCCGUGACGAGAUACGGCAGAGGUUAUGAGUGUACUUGUGGCUAAUCAUCCCGCCCUUGGAACACGAACGAUAAUCGCGAAGAAUACACAUCUCUGCUCAUUUAUCGGUGUUUCCGUGAAUAAAGACCAUUGCAAUUGAUGCUGCGUGCAUUUGUAAAAGAAUCGGAGGAGAGGAGAGCGGUCGGAAGAUAGCGGAAGUUUGCAGUGAGUGGUGUCGCUCGAACUUUUGUUUAUUUGAAGUGGUUCGAGUACCACGUGGCGCGUUCACGAAACGCCAUUUGGGAAAUUCUUUUACAGAAAACUUUCGGACAUAAACGGAAACGAUAACUUCUCCCGAAGUGUUUAUGUGCGUUGCGUGCGCUAAAAUCGCGACGCCAUUUUCGUUUGCUCGAGUGACGUGAGACUAGUCAUCGGGACGUGACUCUAGUGUGUUUCGUUGCCCCCCGACCCCCCGCUGGUCUACAUCGUGAUCGCGUGAGGUACGCAUCGUUUACGGGUUUCGAGCGAGUUGUGUGUACAUACAUAUAAAUGGCGUCGGACGAAAGAUGGUACUUCACGAAAGAGCAGUUAGCAAAUUCACCGAGCAGAAGAUGCGGCAUCGACGCGGACAAAGAGCUGAGUUAUCGGCAGCAGGCUGCAAAUUUCAUUCAAGAUAUGGGACAAAGACUAGUAGUGUCGCAACUGUGCAUCAACACGGCUAUAGUCUACAUGCACAGGUUCUAUGUGUUCCAUUCGCUAACGCAGUUCCACAGGAAUGCGAUUGCGGUCGCGGCACUUUUUUUAGCGGCAAAAGUGGAGGAACAGCCGCGAAAAUUAGAACAUGUCAUCAAAAUGGCAUACAUGUGCCUCCACAGAGAGCAAGCACCACCUGACAGCAGAUCAGAACAAUUUCUCGAACAAGCCCAAGAUCUAGUGUUCAAUGAGAAUGUCCUACUACAAACGUUAGGAUUUGAUGUGGCAAUAGAUCAUCCACAUACUCAUGUUGUUCGUUGUUGUCAACUAGUGAAAGCGAGCAAAGAUCUAGCGCAAACUUCAUACUUUAUGGCAUCUAAUAGCUUGCAUUUGACGACAAUGUGCUUACAAUAUAAACCGACAGUUGUAGCAUGUUUCUGUAUUCACCUUGCCUGCAGAUGGUCAAACUGGGAGAUACCUCAAAGUACUGAAGGAAGACAGUGGUUCUGGUAUGUCGAUAGAACCGUGACGUCGGGCCUUCUUCAGGAGCUCACUGAAGAAUUUUUGCACAUAUUCGACAAGUGCCCGUCGAGAUUAAAGAAAAAGAUCAUGAGCAUCUCGGCAAACCAGAGCCCAAGUAGUCACCCACCGAGUCUCUCAAAUUCUCCAUUCGAUGCCGAACCGCGUAAAGUAUCUCCGGCGACAAUGGACGGCGCUUCUACUUCCGGUUCUGCCGGCUCCAGCUCGAAUCUAGCCUCCUCUCUCUCUGCUGCGAUUGCUGCCUACUCCAAUCGCUCUCAUCACUCGCAGGAGAAGCAGGAUGAGAAGAAAUCCGGGGCUGGCAUGGGAUCAUCGACGUCGCGAGCGGCUGUCGAUUAUCGAGAGUAUCGCGAGAAGAAGGAGCGCGAACGUCUCGAGCGGGAAAAGGCGGCGGCGGCGAUCGGAUGCCACGUCGCCGAUCCCAGCAAAUCCCAUCACUCGCAUUUGCACAAGACCGCGUCGAGUGCGAGUGUGCCGAGCAAGCACCAGGUGCCGGUGCAAAAAGGGUCGAGCCUCCAUCACAAUCACUAUCAUCGACCCGACAUGAAGGUCGGCCAGCCGGUCCCGCAGAGGCACUCUACCAGCGGCCAGUCCAGAGAGCCUAGUCGCGAUCCGAGCAGACAACGAUUGUCACGGGAACAUGCGGCCGGUAUCGCUCACUCGUCGCACUCCCACGGCAAUCUGGACAGCUCCUCGUCCGAGUCUGCGUCCCACAGGACAAACGGCGGCGCCACGCAGGAUUCCACGUCGUCGCUGCACGGUAAUCUGCAGGAAAAAAUGAGUAACAACAAUUAUAGUGGGCACAGACUGAACGCGCUCGAUAAACACCAGACGCACGACAAGAGGAUGUACCGUGUCGAGGAUCCGCGACUCAAGUCCGCGAAAUAUCCGGACAUAAGCAAGAUCGAGAAUCAACGGCGAAAGGCGGAAACUCUGGAGCAGAGGUCCGAGGAGGUGCGGAAGCUGAUCGAGAAACCGUUGCCGCCACCGAAGCAGGCGGACGUGCCGUACCUGAUAAAUGCGCAAGCACAGAAGCAACAAGCGCAUCACUCCAAAUACAGCCAGCAGGACAAGUCGCAGAGCAGCUCGCUCGCGGUCGACGCGAAGCAUCUUGCGGCGACCGGUCAGAACGCACUCUCGCAGGAUAAAUCGCCGAGCGCGCUCGUGUCCGCGUCGUCGUCGCAGGUGCCACAGAAGUCACAGGCGCCAAAGACACAGAUGUACAAUCAACAUACCGCGCAGAAUGUAUCGCAGAUACUGAAGGACACUAUCAAGAACGGCAAUUCCCAGUCAUGCCUAAGCCUGAACAAUAUGGACGACCCGAAGCGAUCACGGACAGCCGCGUACGAGGACUCGAUCGAGAGAAAUUCCGUGGACGUUCAGCAGAUCUUGCACACGCCACCCAGCAAGCACAGAUCGCUCUUUAGCCCGGAAACGCCGACGACGAGGGAACCGCACACGCAGAGUGCAAGGCCUAAAUCGAAACAGAAGACGCCGCCUGUCGCAGCGGCGAAGAUAAAGGAGCGCGUGUCGCCAUUCGCGUCUUCUCCGACUUCUCAAGAUUCGUUAGCAACGAAGCGGCCGUCUUCCAACGACGGGCCGUCUUCCAAGAAGCUUCGCACAUCGAACAUCGGUGAAGGCGAGUCGUCGAUAAAAGUAAAACAGGAAAUAAAAAUGGAGGAUACGUCCAGCCUAGAGGCGAUGAAGAUGCUCGGUCGCGUGCCCGACCUGAUACAACCGAUACGCGACAAUCCACUGCUGCCGCCGAAUGGUAAAAACAGCAGCGCGUCGUCCAUCAUUAAUGACCUGAAGCCGCCGGAGCUCAUCAAACCGUUCGAGUCGGAUCCUCAUCGUUUUUACGCGAUGUCGCAGCAUAAACCUUUGUCGAUAAACAUGCAUAUGCUGUCCAACGGUAUGGAUCUUAACGUCCAAAUGAAGCAAGAGGCUGUGGAGCAUCGUGUGAAGAAAGAGUUACCGGAACAUUACGUUAAGAAGGAAUCGUUGGGGCAUAAGGCUCCGGAAACUUCGCUUCCCCACGUGCAGCCGAAAGUGGAGUACACGUCGCCGAUGAAGUCCGUGCAAAGUAUAAGCGCCUUGCUGCAAGAACCUCUCGCACCGAUGCCAUCGCUGUUGCAGGGCCUGCAGCAGCAUAAUCAAGUGUCUCUCGCUCAGCAAGUGCACCAGGAACAGUUGCAGCUGCAGCAAUCACUGCAGCAAUCCGUUCAUCAUCCUCUCAUGGAACAUCAGUUGCCGGUGGUGACUCAGUGCUUAUCCUUGCCGAUCGUGAGUGACAAUCCUAUACAAGUAGCAUCGACGGUCGACAUCAGUGCUCUCUCCUGCGUGCCAUUGACGCAGCAAGCCAGCGGCAACAGCGUGGUCGAAUCGGUGAGUUCGGUUGCCAUGCUGACGACAGUUCCCCCGACCGAGGAGAAGCGGUCGGAUCGCAAGAGCGAGAAGAAGAAGAAGAAGGAGAAGCACAAGCAUAAAGACAAGGAAAAGAGCAAGGAGAAGCACAAGCACAAGCACAAGGACAAAGAUAAGGAGAGGCAUCGCGAAAAGAAAGACAAGGAAAGGAAUGAAGACACACCAACAGCGGCACCUAUCAAGAUCACGAUCCCUAAGGACAAGCUGAAUCUGAGCACGGAAUCAUCGCCGACUGUGAUCGGCGCAGGCAUGUCGGACAAGAACAUAUCACCCCAGAGCACGGUUCUGAAAAUAAAGAUUCCGAAGGAGCGGCUUAAGGUCGCCGAUAAUGUGCCCGUUUCGUCGCCCGUGCAGCCACCGGUGGUGCAGGGCCCGCUGAAGAUCAAGAUACGCACCGACGGUAUCUCGAGAAGUUCCACGGCGCCCGCGCCGUCGUCGAUGCUGUCAUCGUCAUUGACGUCGUCGGCCAAUGGCUCGAGCGGGACCGCACACUACGUGCCGUCCUCCUCCGAGUCUUUGUUCGCGAACGAAACAGGGAGUCGGAAGCGAGUCGAGGCGAUUGGCGACAGCAGCGGCGGUCCGCUCGCGAAGAAGCAGACGCUGAUGAUGCCCGCGACCGGCUACGGCCAGGGCCACCGACCCGGAGAACGGCAGAACGGGAGACAUUAUAACACCGGCAGCAGUAAUAAGGUACGUGGUAGAGGCGGCCGUCAGCAUCACGGCGGUCGUGGUCCACCACCGCAUCACGCAACAGCUGCCGGUCAGCGCGGUAGUGCCGGCGGCGGUCACUACCAGCGAGACGGUUAUGGUAACGGCCGCGGCGGCCGGAACCAUCAUCAAGCUCCCUAUCACCCCCACCAGCCCCACCAUCCCCCGGCCGUGCGCGGCGACGUCGGUGGGUACGUGAGGGGUCCCGGCCGCGUCGAGCAAACCGCGGAACCGUAUUUUUACGCUAACUAUCCACCGUCGAUGUUCAACACGCCCGCCGGGUACAUGUACGAUUCCGCCUAUCAGCAGUACUAUCAGCAGCAGUUUCAACAGCAAUCUCAGGGCUACUCGAUGUACCCGGCGGGCAACGGCCUGAUGAUUACGCCGGACGGCGCCGUCAACACGUCGAUGCCACCGCCGCCGCCGUCGUCGUCGUCGUCGUCGGUGGCGGCGGCGGCGGCGGCGGCGUUGCUCCCGAAUCACCCCUAUUCGAAUCGGAAUAUGAUGCCUCAUCAAUCGGCCACGUCCGUUCGGCGGGAGGAUCUGCAAUCGUUGCCCCAACCGCCGCUUGCACCACCCCCCUCGCCUCCUCCCUUGCCGAACGGACCGCCACCUCCGCCUCCCCCGCCUCCUCCCUCGAUGCCCGAGUAAGGCGUUUCUCGUUUGUAUCGUUCGGCAGCGGUACUUUACGUGUUGGACCUAGUUAGUAUCUUCUACGGUCUCUCGUAAUUCGAAGAUUUGCUCAUAGAUUUUGAAUCGUUGAUUGUCAAAUAUGAGAGUUGCAUCUUUUUUUUUUUAUAUAUAUAUAUGUAUAUAUGUAUAAUCUUGACUGUAAAAUAGUUUUCUUUGUGUACAUAUUAUCUUCUUUAUGUAUAUAUUUUGUAUCAAUCAUCCGGUGAAGAGGAACAUGUUCAUUUUUAAAUUCCUCGUUGUCAUUUAAUUAAUAAUUAAUAUUAAUUACGCUUUAAGCUUGAUUCUACAUAACUUUUUUUUCUCUCAGAUUGAAUACAGAGUUUAUAUGAGAUGAAGAGCAAACGAAAGACCGCGUACGUAGCUGAACGAUACUUUCUUUUCCCUUUACAUCCCUCUUUUUUUUUUUUU